AUUAUUAAGCACCUGACUUGCUUCUGCACAAAGGUCUCAAGUUUGUUGCUCGCACGGGGAUCUGGAGGACGCCAUCCACUUGCUCUAAAAUUGAACCACAGGUUCCAUGAUGGGUCGACUUGAUGGGAAGGUCAUCGUCCUGACCGCUGCUGCUCAGGGGAUUGGCCGGGCAGCUGCCAUCGCUUUUGCAAGAGAAGGUGCCAAAGUCAUAGCCACAGAUAUCAAUGAGUCCAAACUUCAGGAACUGGGAAAGUACCCUGGUAUUCAAAUUCGGGGCCUUGAUGUCACGAAGAAGAAACAAAUUGAUCAGUUUGCCAAUGAAAUUGAGAGACUUGAUGUUCUCUUUAAUGUUGCUGGUUUUGUCCAUCAUGGAACCAUCCUGGACUGUGAGGAGAAGGACUGGGACUUCUCGAUGAAUCUCAAUGUCCGCAGCAUGUACUUGAUGAUCAAGGCAUUUCUUCCUAAAAUGCUUGCACAGAAAUCUGGCAACAUUAUCAACAUGUCCUCUGUGGCUUCCAGCCUCAAAGGGGUUGUGAACAGAUGCGUGUACAGUACAACCAAGGCAGCCGUGAUUGGCCUCACAAAGUCCGUGGCUGCAGACUUCAUCCAGCAGGGCAUCAGGUGCAACUGUGUGUGUCCAGGAACGGUUGAUACCCCAUCUCUGCAAGAAAGAAUACAAGCCAGACCAAAUCCCGAAGAGGCACUAAGCUCUUUCCUGAAGAGACAGAAGACUGGAAGAUUUGCAACCGCAGAAGAAGUAGCCCUGCUCUGUGUGUAUUUGGCUUCUGAUGAAUCUGCCUACAUAACAGGUAAUCCUGUCAUCAUUGAUGGAGGCUGGAGCUUGUGAUUUUAGAAUCUUCUUGCUGAGAAGGCAGGCUCUUCCUGUCCAUAGUGAACCCCCGAUUAAGAAGAAAACUCACCCAUCAUGCCUCUCCUGUUAACAGCAUAUUAAUGAAAACAAAUAAGUUCUUUUUAAUGAUGUCAUUGUUCACAAUGUUCACAAUGAGUCAGGUUCUUUAAAUAUAUUAAUCUCUUUCUAACCUCUUCUGAAAUCAUUGUAGGUGGAUGACAUAAAAGAUAAUGAACUCACUGCAAAUGAAGAGUUUUAAAAUAAACCACAGUUUGUAAGCAUAUAAGAUUAAAAGUAAAUAUGAAAAAUGGAAAGUUUUUAAGAAAAAGGUAUUUGUAUUUUACUUCUAUUUCCUAAUAUUCAAAUAUUUCAUACAAUUCUGCAUUAGUCUGUACAUGGACUCUAAUUUUAAAUUUUUACACCAUCAUAAAUGAAUACAAGGUAGGAAAGAAUUUAGCUUCAAUAACUUAUAUUAAAUAAGAGUUUAGAUUCAGAACUAUAUUGUUAAUCUGUUAUAUAAAAGACAAAUAAUCAUCAAGUGUUUAUUUUUAACAGACGUUAUCACCCAUAAUUAAGUACUAUUUUCUUAGGUUAACUAAAAAAUCAUUAUUAAAAUAAACAAUGAUAUUGGCACGGGCCUAAGAAACUUACAGUGAACUAGCAGUACUGUCAGUUUGAAUGUAGAUUUUUUUCACCAAAUUCCAGGUUAACAGUAAGAGGACAUGAAAUUUAGAAACAAUCUCUGGAUAAAUAAAUAUAAAUGACUCAUAUAACAGGACACAAAAUUAAAGAAAAUAAAAUGUUCAAGAGAUGGGUGAAA
This is a messenger RNA of Hyaena hyaena (striped hyena), 1670 nucleotides long. RefSeq names its product 3-hydroxybutyrate dehydrogenase 2 (gene BDH2). NCBI's taxonomy places the organism in Eukaryota, Metazoa, Chordata, Mammalia, Carnivora, Hyaenidae. Gene Ontology annotation, cellular component: cytoplasm. The record is from RefSeq and is a predicted model, not a curated record. Gene Ontology annotation, molecular function: 3-hydroxybutyrate dehydrogenase activity. The transcript has 10 exons. Gene Ontology annotation, biological process: siderophore biosynthetic process. The coding region runs from base 107 to 847 and encodes 246 amino acids.